GCAUACAUUCUAUUCUAUAACCAAAACCUGAUGAUUUUAAAGCAAUUUAAUCCACCAUCUCUUGCCAUAAACCAUCAUUGAAUAACUUUGAAAAAAAAGAAAAAGAGGGUAGAACUAGUGGAAGAAAAGAAAAUGGAGUGGUUCUACCCAAGAAGAAGGGGUCCUGAAUGGAAACAGGGUUGGACAGGCCAAACUCUUGGCUCCAUAUCUAUCCCACCACCUCCAUUGCUAGUCAUAUUUGGAAUUGUCAUUCUCUUGCUAUGGCUCUCCCAAUAUACAGACUACAAGGCCCAGUUACACCACUCAGCUAUCAACUUUCAGCUGUUCCUUUUCUUGCUUCCCGUUCUCCUUAUACUCUUGAUUGCUUCAUACUCUACUAACUGGAUGCCUUACUUUCGGCUACGGCAACCAAGGUCAGGUCGCGAAUCAGUUCGUUCGGCUGAGGGGUCUUCGCAGCCUUGGGGUAUUGCAGCGUUUGUGGCGGUGCUUUUAGUGUUGCUUUCUUAUCAAUCUUCUUUUCAUUCAAAGUGGUUUGGACCUCUUUGGAGAUCAGAUUAAUUAGUUUUAGUUGUUAUAUAAAUUACUUCAAGAGAGUGUGGAAGGCAAUACAUGAUCAUGGAAUCUUAAGUUCAAAUUUCUUCACAAAAAAAAAUCCUAUGCUUUUGGUAAUGAAAAUAUUAAGAAUAUAUAUAUUAUCUAUCAAUUUAAUAUAUAUAUAUAUAAUAAUAAUGUCAGGGCCUUAUAUCCUGCAUUUUAAUCCACAUUAUAAUGUGGUCCGCCCAGGUGCAACACAUGGGUUAGAAUUCUGUCACAUAUGAUGUGCGCUAUUUUUUUUUUAAAAUUUAUAUUCAUUAAAUCGGGUACCAAAUAUUCAUUAACUAUGUUCAUUAAGCAUGUACUAAAUGUUCAUUGUUUUAAUAUUAAAUAUUCAUUUUUUAUUGAAUUUAUUUUAUUAAAAAGAUAUUUGUACCACUAUAAAUAUUUGUAUGAUACCUUAGUUUGAAUUUUUUUG
This is a messenger RNA of Ricinus communis (castor bean), 1012 nucleotides long. RefSeq lists its product as uncharacterized. Bases 133 to 558 code for a protein of 141 amino acids. The record is from RefSeq and is a predicted model, not a curated record. NCBI's taxonomy places the organism in Eukaryota, Viridiplantae, Streptophyta, Magnoliopsida, Malpighiales, Euphorbiaceae. The transcript has a single exon.